This is a messenger RNA of Paraglomus occultum, 1551 nucleotides long. The record is from the annotation of a GenBank genome assembly. NCBI's taxonomy places the organism in Eukaryota, Fungi, Glomeromycota, Glomeromycetes, Paraglomerales, Paraglomeraceae.
AUGCCAUUUUACGGCGUUUGUUUUAAUCCAUUCAAGCAAAAGAACGUAAUAAAUGUAUUUGCUGUCGCUGGCGGGCGAACGGUGAUUAUAGCUACAUUUGAAGAGGUCGAGGAAACUGACUUAGCUCUGGCCGGGGAUAAACCGAAGAGGGGUCGCAUCAGAGUGCUACAGACAUAUACGGAUGAGAAUGUUUCUGAAAAUUUCUACUGCGUUGCUUGGUCGUACGAUCCAUUAACGGGGGCACCGUGGGUUGCCGUUGCUGGGGCGAGUGGAUUAAUCAAGAUUAUUGACACUAGUCAAAAGGAAGUCGUUAGAGUACUCGCCGGUCACGGUGAUGAAGUUAAUGAAAUGAGAUUCCACCAUCUUCGACCGGAAUUACUGUUCUCUACUAGUAAAGACUUUUCGAUUCGGCUGUGGAAUGCAAAUACUGGCGACUUGUUGGUUGUCUUUGGCGGAGACGGAGGGCACCGCGAGAGUGUACUAGGCAUUGUAGGAAUUUCCAUGAAAAUUAUCAAGUCUGAUCUGGACUUGCAUCUGAGCGGCAAUUACUUAGCUUCAUGUGGAAUGGAUCACGCGGUGAAGAUAUGGACUCUCUGCAGCCCGAUAUUAAAGCGUAUUAUUGAUACCGCUGCACCUCUACCCGAAACGCAAAACUCUAAAAGAACUAGUUCAAAAUCAGCAGCGACGUCAUCAUCUUCGACAUCAUACGCAGCACAAGAACACCAUUGUCAAUGUACAGUUCCAGUCACGAAUACCCAGAGUCAUACAUGUCGCGAGCCAGUAUAUGUUCAUUAUCCCAUUUUCUCCAGCACGGAACUUCAUAAUAAUUAUGUUGACAAUAUUAGAUGGUAUGGCGAUUUAUUGUUUUCGAGAUCUACUGAACCGAAUAUAAUACUAUGGAAGCCAGAGGUUGGAUUACCAACAGAAGAAGACUACGAGAACGAGGAUGCUGAUGAUUCUCUCCAGUCGAAAUACUCCUUGGUUGGGGGAAGGGCACUUCCUAAUGCGCAAACAUCAGACUUUAACAUCAUCUGCGAAUUCAGUUUCGAAGAAUGCGACAUAUGGUUCGUCCGCUUUGGGCUCUCACGCGAUAACAGAUUCCUCGCGACUGGCAGUCAAUAUGGUAAAAUGUUUUUAUGGGACUUGGAUUACAUUCCGCAUUUUAUAGACAAGUAUAUAUCGGCAAAGAAGGCCUGUUCUGUGAACAAAAAAGAAAGCAAAGCGAAGAAGAAACAGAAUCUGUAUCUAACACAAAAACCCGCAAGUGUAAUGCGGAAAAAAAAUACUAGCGCUAAAUCCAUCUCUCAAAGCACAGGCAACAGAACUAAACAACUUACAAAUAAGCAAGCGGGAAAGAGGCGAAAGUGUGUAUUGCGAUUAUUGGAAGGUCCAAAAUGCACAGCCACUGUCCGACAGGUUACUUUUUCACCCGACGGUGAAUGGUUAAUCGCGGCUUGUGACGACGGCACCAUUUGGUGUUGGUUGUCUGAAGAGGACGAGGAAACUGAUUGGGACGAUGAUGACACGGAUGUAGACACUACGAUUGACUAG